Pyrus x bretschneideri (Chinese white pear) is the source of this 822-nucleotide messenger RNA. RefSeq names its product 21 kDa protein-like. The record is from RefSeq and is a predicted model, not a curated record. NCBI's taxonomy places the organism in Eukaryota, Viridiplantae, Streptophyta, Magnoliopsida, Rosales, Rosaceae. Gene Ontology annotation, molecular function: enzyme inhibitor activity. Bases 16 to 651 code for a protein of 211 amino acids. Gene Ontology annotation, biological process: negative regulation of catalytic activity. The transcript has a single exon.
CUAUUCCCACACACCAUGAACACCAACCGCAUGUACACCCACUUCCUCCUCCCCCAACUCUCCUUCACCAUCCUCUUCUUCCUCAUCUCCCACCCCAUUCCCACCGUCGGAUUCCCAUCCAACGACUCGGAAUUCAUCCGCACUAGCUGCGGCACCACUCUGUACCCUGACCUCUGCUACACCUCCCUGUCCCGCUUCGCCAGUGCCGUCCAGGACAACCCGACUCGGCUCGCCAAGGUCGCCAUCGGCGUCAGCCUCGCCAGGGCCCGCCGCAUUGCUGCCUACGUCUCCAACAUAUCCCGUCAAGCCGACUACGGCGCCGACCCUCGCGCCUCCUCAGCCCUCCACGACUGCUUCUCCAACUUCGGCGACGCAGUCGACGAGAUUCGAGGCUCCCUCAAACAGAUGCGCCAGCUCAGUUCCACUGCAAACUCAAGAGGCGGAUCCUCGUCGUUCCGGUUCCAGAUGAGCAACGUCCAGACGUGGAUGAGCGCAGCGCUUACCGACGAGGAGACCUGUACGGACGGGUUUGAUGACGUGGAGGAUGGGCCCCUCAAGACCGACGUGUCGAACCGGGUUGAGAAUGUGAAGAAGGUUACCAGCAAUGCCCUUGCGCUCGUUAAUAGCGUUGCUGAGAAGGGCGCGCCCUGAUAAAAGUCGAGCCUCCAUCUCUGGUUUUGGUAGUCUUUGGCUGUUGGAGUAGUUGAUUAGUAAGUUAAUCAAUGAAGAUUAGUAGAGAUUUGUAUCAAACUUUACCGUCUGUUUUCUUUGUGUGUUAAUGUUGUUGUAAUAUAUUUUGGUCUAAUUGGUGAUUGUUUUCCA